Messenger RNA from Anarrhichthys ocellatus (wolf-eel), 6713 nucleotides. RefSeq names its product ral guanine nucleotide dissociation stimulator-like 1 (gene rgl1). Gene Ontology annotation, cellular component: plasma membrane. The record is from RefSeq and is a predicted model, not a curated record. NCBI's taxonomy places the organism in Eukaryota, Metazoa, Chordata, Actinopteri, Perciformes, Anarhichadidae. Gene Ontology annotation, molecular function: guanyl-nucleotide exchange factor activity. Gene Ontology annotation, biological process: Ras protein signal transduction. Bases 2607 to 4928 code for a protein of 773 amino acids. The transcript is spliced from 18 exons.
GGAUAAUUAUAAUACAGUAGUAUACAUUAAUGUAUUCCAGAUCCAUUCAUAUAUACUACUGUAGUAUAAUUAUCCAGAGAAGAGAAGACUUCUCACAUUUUGUUGAAAACGCACACACCCAUCUGCUGCAUCCAUCAGACGGCGGAGCAGCUGUCAAGUUUUGUCAAAUGUGUUGUUUUCGUUCAGAUGUGACACCAUUCCCACUGUGAGACCGACAGAGAUAUCCCCCCGGGGCUGAGCUGGAGGUCGCGUGGGGGCACGACCUUCCCACUGCCCCUCUGGGCUUCCCAGAAACCCCAGAGACCCAAGUGGACACUGGGGCAGCUCGGCCUGGGAACUGGAGCCCGGCCAGAUAUGCAGCCUGAUGAACAGUCAGUUAGAAGGAAACCUGAUAGAAACAUAUGACUUCAUAUCAGAGGAACACUGACGGAGUCUAGUGCCCUCCCAGCAAUGAGGCCAGAAGUGGGGAACCCCCGUGUGUGCGGGUGCAUCUGUGUGCGUGUGCACCCUGCUUGACAGCCAGUGACGCUGAGUGUGACGUUGGGGUUAUGUGUCGGUGUUAUGGGAGCCAGAGGAGUGGGUAGGCAUAUCUCACACACACACACACACACACACACACACACACACAGACACACACACACACACACACACGCACACACGCACGCACGCAUGAUACUAAAGUGGGGCCACGGCAGGUCUUGCCGUUUCACCCACAGAGCCAGAUGACAAUAAGCAUCAUAACCUUCCCACCGUCUCCUGACUCUGGAUCAGUAGUUUGAUUGUUUCAUCGGCCGACUAAGCAGACCAGCAAAUGCAUGAACCACCGAUGGCUCACAUUUACACUACAACUUUGUACAAAAAGACCCCUCACAAAGUCGAUGCUUGAUUCAUAUCUUCCCGUUUAUUCACACAAGUGGGCUGUUGGAGUACGUGUGCGGGCCCAUUCAGAGUGGAAUAGUGUGGCCAUUCUCACACUCAGCCUAUUCUCCUCUCCUGUCACUGACAAUAAACAGUGCUGGUGACGGCAUCCACGGCCUUCCUUGUAUUGUCCCACGCAGAGGGGCCGUGAGGCGGCAGCUGCUUCGCACACACAUGACAACGACGCACUUCAUCCACUCAUAUGAGAUCUGUGUGUUAACAUGGCAGUGAUCUACGUGUUAAACACAACUGAGGUUUACUGGUAAAUACACAACUUGGUGAACUAUAGCCAGAAAACUAAAGAGUUCUGUCAUGAUCAGAAGAAGCCCCUGAUUUGUUUAAAGGGAGUCCAACAGUUGUACACAUCAAAGUCGGUUCUCAGGAUUUGGGGUGAUGAGAAUUGUACAAAGGGGAGAGGUGAAGGGGGCAAAAGGUAUUUAUUGUAAGGACCAUAGAAGAAGAAAUGAAGGAAGAAGGACUUUGAACUUGAACUGUGCAGAUACAGUUUACAUAUAGCGGUAUGGAGACCUUCCUAGUCAGAUAUUAACUAUAACUUAAUAGAUUUUGUGUAGUUAUAUAGAAAAGACUAUACAUUAUCAGAGAGCUCCACAUGUCGGCUUAAGGGCCACAAUAACUGCUACCAGCAUAAGACACCGGAAUCCUUGGUCAAUGGCUGCAGUUGAAUUUCAUUGCGGGUAAUGUGCUCGCAAGGCUUUGACGAGGAACAAUGUGCUGGAGUAAAAAAUGAAUUGAUUUUUACACAGGAGUGCGAUGCUAAAUCAACGGAGUAGACCAGGUUCACUGGUCAUACAGAGAUCCCCUCUUAUGGAACAUGACUCCAGGUGAUGAGGGAGAAAAAGUCAAACAAAGUAGGUGUCUCCCAGAGUUAUGGUCUUCUUACAGUGACAUUCCCUGCACGUGUUAAUGGCUACCAUACCUCCACUCAGGAAAACACUGUCUGGGUGAAACAAGAAAAGGAGUAUUGCACUAAAACCACAGACCUUACAGUGACAUGGGCCUACCGACUGGACUCGAACUGCUGAAGCCAAAUAUUUGCCUCAGCUGCAUUUUCACACAAUGCAAUUAGACACGAACUAAAGAAAAAACACCCAAUAGCUACAUCUAUUUUUUUCAAAUAAUGUUUUAUUGUUCAUAACAAGCUAAAACAAUAGACAAAAAAGCAACAAAAAGAAGAAUACCAAUAAAACAAACUAAUGUAUAGCCUAGUAGCCUGCUGUAUAUACCAUAAGGAUUUAGGGUUCAUCAACUACUAUAAACACAUUAUAAAAAUCGUUUAUGACUGAUAUGAAUUUCUUGGGAAAGAGAUUUAUUGUAGUGGUGUAUUCAUUGCGCAAACGGAAAUCGCAACCUUACGUCUGAGCGCGCGCAGUGUAGUGAGUAUGAUGGAGUCGGACAAAAAGGAAGGAGGAGGAGUUUCAACGGGACUGUUGUGAGUGCAAGAAGGCGGAGUUCGGUCAUUCAAUAGAAGAGGAAAGCUUGCUGACAGACAGAGGAGGACGAUUUGGAGUUUGGAGUUGAGCGGUAGAAAGUGUGCAUGCGCGUUGAAGGAGGAGAUCUUUUUUUCAGCGGGGAUCUAAGAUUUGAUUUUAAAAUACAGGAACGUCUUUUUCUUCUUCUUCUUUAUUCCUUGGCGGAUUAUACCCGAGCUCUGAUGCUGUCCCCGGAUCAUGAAAGAAACGCUCACCAUGAAAUUCGCCUGGAAAAGUAAAAUGAGCUCGGUGCAGGACUGGGGGGAGGAAGUCGAGGAAGGAGCCAUCUACAAUGUGACACUGAAGAGGGUUCAGAUUCAGCAGGCGGCCAACAAGGGGGCGAGAUGGCUAGGGGCGGAGGGGGAUCGCUUGCCUCCCGGCCACACGGUGAGCCAGCUGGAGACCUGCAAAAUCCGAAGUAUCCGCGCUGGAACGCUGGAGCGUCUGGUGGAGACGUUAUUGACGGCGUUUGGAGACAACGACCUCACCUACACCUCCAUCUUCCUGUCCACCUACAGAGCCUUCGCCAGCACACAGACUGUCCUGCAGCUGCUGCUAGACAGGUAUGGAACCGUGGAGGAAAAUCAGCAAGAUGCAGGCAAAUGCAAAGGCUCUGAACCCAACGGAGCCAUCAGAAGUGCCUUGGCCUCGAUCCUGCGUGCCUGGUUGGACCAGUGUCCCGAAGACUUCCAGGAGCCCCCUGACUACCCGUGUCUCCACAGGCUGAUGGACUACCUGCGCAGGACCCUGCCAGGCUCUGAGGCUCUUAGACGGGCAGAGGGUCUGCUGGAGCAGCUGCAGAGUCAGGCCAGCAUGGAUGACUCAGAUGCUGGUUUCCACGGCAACAGUUCUUUCUGCCUGGGGGAAGAGGAGGAAGUGGAGAUCGAGGUCCGGGAGGACUUCCUGUCGUUUGAGUCCGACCUGGUGGCUGAGCAGCUGACCUACAUGGAUGCGCUGCUGUUUAAAAAGGUUGUGCCCCACCACUGCCUGGGCUCUGUUUGGUCUCAGAGGGACAAGAAGCACAACAAGCACAGCGCCCCCACCAUCCGGGCCACUAUCACGCAGUUUAAUGCUGUGGCGGCCUGCGUGGUCAGCACAGUGCUGAAACACAGGCAGAUCAGACCGCAUGUCAGAGCACGGGUCAUCCAGCGCUGGAUAGACAUCGCUCAGGAGUGUCGAAUACGCAAAAACUUCUCGUCUCUGCGAGCCAUUGUGUCCGCGCUGCAGUCCAACCCUCUGUACAGGCUGAAGAGGGCAUGGGCCUGUGUGCACAAAGACAGCAUGCAGACAUUUGAAGAACUGUCGGACAUUUUCUCCGAUCACAACAACUACCUGACCAGCAGAGAGCUCCUCAUGAGGGAAGGCACUUCAAAGUUUGCCAGUCUGGAGAGUUGUGCCAAGGAGCACCAGAAACGCACCCACAAGAGACUACAGUUGCAGAAGGAAAUGGGAGCCAUGCAAGGAACAAUACCAUACUUGGGGACCUUUCUAACUGACCUGACCAUGCUGGAUACAGCCCUGCCUGACCUAGUAGAGGGCGGUCUGAACAACUUCGAGAAGAGGCGCAGGGAGUUCGAGGUCAUCGCUCAGAUCAAGCUGCUCCAGUCGGCCUGCAACAGCUACUGUCUGAGUCCAGAGCCGGCCUUCCUCCGCUGGUUUAAGAGCCAGGUUCUGCUCAGUGAGGAGGAAAGCUACGCCUUGUCCUGCGAGAUUGAAGGUCUCGGUGACAGCAGUCCAACCUUAGCCAAACCUCGAAAAAGCAUGGUGAAGAGACUCAGCCUGAUGUUUCUUGGACCAGACAACAAUGCAGCCAGUUCUCCCGUCAGAGAGAUGCUGCGCUCGCCUCCUACUGGCAGCUCAGGGGAGAGCAUGGACUCCGUGAGCGUGUCCUCCAGUGACUCCAGCAGCCCGUCCGACAGCGAGGGCAUCACCCCCACUCACCCCUCUGACUCCCAGCACAACAAGCUGUCAGAAUCCUCCUCUUGUAAUUCACUCCACUCCAUGGACACCAGCUCGUCGACAGCCAGCGUCUCCGUGACUCCCGCAUCUCCCUCAUUCCCCGGGCCCCCCUGCACCCAUAGACGCUCCAUCUCUCUCACAGCCAUGUCCCCUGGCACCCCGAGUCAAACCCCGGCUUAUAACACCCAGGCCCAAGAUGCAUGCAUCAUAAGAGUGAGCCUGGAGCAAGGCAACGGGAAUCUCUACAAGAGCAUACUGUUGACCAAUCAAGACAAGACUCCGGCUGUAAUUUCUAGAGCCACGGCGAAGCACAACCUGGAGGUGGAGCCAGAGGAGGGAUACGAGCUGGUACAAGUCAUCUCUGAGGAGAGAGAACUGGUGAUCCCAGACAACGGCAACGUCUUCUACGCCAUGAACACCUCCGCCAACUAUGACUUCCUGCUGCGGGUGCGAGGCUCGGCGAGUCGGCCGGUCCAGCUGCGGAGCCGCUGUAGCUCCACGCUCCCUCGCGCCCAGCACCGCUCCAGCCUGUCGCUGAGACUCAGCAAGGUCACGCUGUGACCCCGGACUGCAGGGACCCAGCGGUUCGCCCUUACGCCUACUAAUCCAGGAUCCUACAGGGCACCAAUUUGAUGUGGACUGUUGGAUUUUAGAGGAAGAUGCUGGAGGGAUGAAUGGACGAGGAGCUCUGGAGGAACCAAGAAGGAACACAAGGAGUCUUCAGACUUUUUAAGAGCUCCACUUUGACUCUCUUCUUGCGGCUUGAGUCUCACCCUGAACUGUGACCAUCCCUCCCUGUCCUUUUCCCAGCCUUAAUACGGAGCAUGGAUGUGUAAGCGUGACUGACUGCUGUGCCGGUGGGACUUGACUUUUGACUAGUGAUGCCUGUGUCCGAGUGAAACAGCGACCCCGAGUGGCCUCCGCUCUUUACAACAGCAGGUUUUUGCACAUGUUAUGGGAGCAGCCGAACUCCUGACCUCCAACAGUAUUCUGAUAGUGACCGAACUUCUGUUUGUCUUGUGAAGUCUGUGUAGCUGAAUAUUCCCUUUAGUGGUAAUAGAAGUGUGAUGAAUGCAGAAAGAGAAGAGGGAUGGUGGAAUAGAAGGAGAAGUGGACCGAGUGUCCAGUCCUGUUGCCUUUACCGAUGAAUGAAUGAAUGAAUGAACGGACCUCUGAGAGUAUUUCUGAAUGAUAUUAAUUGAUUAAUUGAUUGACAGGAGCUCUGAUGUCAUUAUUUUACCUAGUCGGGCAUGUUUACCUGCCAUUUCCGGCUCGUGCACAGUGUGCACUGUGUUUGUGUGUAUUCAGCCCCUCUCAUGUUGUGAGCUGUGUGACGAAUGUUCCGUGCAUUCUGAUUGGUUCCCUUACUUGGUUUUAACAAGUCCAUGGCAACUAUUAUAACGGCCUUACCUGCCCCUAUCGUCGGGGUUUAGAGAUGAAAUCUGUGCUGCUUUCUAAUCCAGAAAGAUGUUCCCUCACCUCCCCACAUUUUCAGACUUGUUUUUAAAUAAAUAAAUAAAUAAAUAAUUAGAUGUGCAAGAACAGGGAGGAGGAAACGGACUUCCUGGAAUGGAAAAAAACGCCACGCAGAGUGUCAAACUGAUUUAUACUUGUACCUCUUUGCCCUUCAUUAUAUGAACUAUAGAGCUGCACUUGUCAGUUGGUAGGAGAUGCCAACGGGAUGUGAAUAUAGAAGAGUGAACAAGCCGCGCUGUAAGUGGUCCCCCCCACCCCUCUUCACUAAAUUAAUUUCUAUUUCUGUUUGUAAUCGUGGCUUUUUACAUGUUUUCGUAACACAAUUCAAACCAGACACGUGUGCCAGAUUGGAAAGCGGCAAAGUAGAUGUUAACGGAUUCAGAGGGUCAUUAAAUAAAAGACGGCAGCGCCAGAUUCUACUGUGAUGCACGUGGAAAUCUUUACUUAGGGACACGUCACUUCACUGCACCAAAGCCAAGCACCUCCUCACACAGUGAACACCCAUCUGUUUCCAACACCAUCAUAGUUUCACAUAGCGACACUUCUCACCUGUCAUUUGCAGAUAAACACUCCUUUGAGCCUCUUUUUUUUUUUCUUCUGUCUCUUUCCGUUAUAAUCCACUCCUGCAGAUCGUACACGCUUAUAGUGCCAAUUUGUCCAACCAGUUAAUGUUCCUUGGUUCGAUGUUACAUUCCCUCUGGGAGAACUGGUUCACUGUUGGACUUGUGUUAAUGGUCCAGUUGGGCCAAUCGUUUGUCUCCGUGCAGCACUUCACUUUAAAAUGUUCUCAUUAAAUCGCCCUCACUUCCUGUGUUCUUCACUGCCAAAGACUCUUACUCUACCUGAAUAAAUAAAUUAUUAUCAUUGUUA